This is a messenger RNA of Lagopus leucura (white-tailed ptarmigan), 4525 nucleotides long. It is a transcript of the gene TRAPPC10, whose product is annotated as trafficking protein particle complex subunit 10. NCBI's taxonomy places the organism in Eukaryota, Metazoa, Chordata, Aves, Galliformes, Phasianidae. Gene Ontology annotation, cellular component: TRAPPII protein complex. Gene Ontology annotation, biological process: intra-Golgi vesicle-mediated transport; early endosome to Golgi transport. The coding region runs from base 12 to 3815 and encodes 1267 amino acids. The transcript is spliced from 23 exons. The record is from RefSeq and is a predicted model, not a curated record.
CCCGCCCGCUCAUGGACCCCGCCGCGGCGGCGGCCGGCGAGGAGGAGGGCGGGGAGAAGCCGCCGGUGAUUUACACCAUGGAGAACAAGCCCAUCGUCACCUGUGCUGGAGAUCAGAAUUUAUUUACUUCCCUGUAUCCUACGCUUUCUCAGCAGCUUCCAAGAGAACCCAUGGAAUGGAGGAGGUCUUAUGGCCGUGCUCCAAAGAUGAUUCAUCUAGAAUCAAACUUUGUUCAGUUUAAAGAGGAGCUACUACCCAAAGAGGGGAAUAAGGCUCUUCUGACUUUUCCCUUUCUUCAUAUUUACUGGACAGAAUGUUGUGACACCGAAGUGUACAAAACCACAGUCAAGGAUGACAUCACCAAGUGGCAGAACGUUCUCAAGGCUCACAACUCAGUGGACUGGCUAAUUGUGGUGGUUGAGAGUGAUGCCAAGAAAAAGAACAAAACAAAUAUCCUUCCCCGAACUUCUAUAGUAGAUAAAAUAAGAAAUGACUUCUGUAACAAGCAAAGUGACAGAUGUGUGGUACUUUCAGACCCUUUGAAAGACUCUUCCCGUUCUCAGGAAUCUUGGAAUGCCUUCCUGACCAAACUCAGGACAUUGCUUCUCAUGUCUUUUACCAAGAACUUAGGCAAGUUUGAAGAUGACAUGAGAACUUUGAGAGAAAAAAGGACUGAACCAGGAUGGAGUUUCUGCGAGUAUUUCAUGGUCCAGGAAGAACUGGCCUUCGUCUUUGAGAUGCUGCAGCAGUUUGAAGAUGCACUAGUGCAGUAUGAUGAGCUGGAUGCCUUGUUUUCUCAGUACGUUGUGAACUUUGGGGCUGGUGAUGGUGCAAACUGGCUGACAUUUUUUUGCCAGCCAGUGAGGAGCUGGAAUGGUUUAAUUCUCCGAAAACCAAUAGACAUGGAGAAGAGAGAGCUAAUUCAGAAUCAAGAAGCUACUCUACUGGACUUGCGUAGUUACUUAUUUUCUCGCCAGUGCACGUUGUUAAUCUUCCUGCAGAGGCCGUGGGAGGUUUCCCAGCGAGCGUUGGAGCUUCUUCACAACUGUGUGCAAGAACUCAAGCUAUUAGAAGUCUGUGUUCCUCCCGGAGCUUUGGAUUGUUGGGUAUUUUUGAGUUGUUUGGAGGUCUUACAAAGAAUAGAAGGCUGCUGUGAUAGGGCUCAAAUAGAUGCAAAUGUUUCCCACACGGUUGGUUUAUGGAGCUAUGCUACUGAGAAGUUAAAGUCUCUGGGUUACCUGUGUGGGCUGGUGUCAGAGAACGGACCCAAUUCAGAAGACCUUAACAGAACUGUUGAUCUGUUAGCAGGGUUGGGAGCAGAACGUCCUGAAACAGCCAAUGCAUCACAGAGCCCUUACAAGAAACUUAAAGAGGCCUUAUCAUCUGUAGAAGCUUUUGAAAAGCACUACUUAGAUCUGUCCCAUGCCACCAUUGAAAUGUACACAAAUAUUGGGAGAAUUCGCUCAGCUAAGCUUGUCGGAAAGGAUUUGGCAGAGUUUUACAUGAGGAAGAAAGGUCCACAGAAGGCAGAAGUCUAUCUUCAAGGAGCACUGAAAACUUACCUUGCUGAGGGCUGGGCAUUGCUUGUCACGCAUACAAGAAAGCAGUUAGCAGAAUGUCAGAAACACCUUGGGCAAAUAGAAAAUUAUCUUCAAAUAAGCAGUCUUUUAGCUGGUGAUAAUCACCUAACAGAAGAUGAGCGUAAAAGCUUUUGCCAAGAAAUACUAGAUUUUGCCAAUCAGCAAACAGAGAAUCAAGGUCAAAAAAUUAUAUUGCCUAUGCACUCCUUUGCACAGUUGAAAACUCUACAUUUUGACCCUCCAAAUGCUGUUGUCCAUGUAGGUGGGAAGUUGUCUAUUGAGUUGACUUUGAUAAGCCAAAUGCCCAUUCCUAUCCAAGUGGACCAGAUCGCUAUUCAUGUUCACUUCAGCAUUGAAAAGAAUAAUUACAGAAAAACAGCAGAGUGGCUCACUAAGCACAAAAUCUCCAAUGGUGUUAUCAGCUUCCCAAAUGAGGUUGUAGGAUUUCCUUGGUCAAGAAACAACUUGCCUGCACUGGAGCUGUACGAAAUGUAUGAACGGAGUCCCUCAGAUAACUCUUUGAACACAGCAGGAAUUAUCUGCAAAAAUGUGCACAUGCUACUACGAAGGCAAGAGAGCAGCAGUUCUCUGGAUAAGCCCUCAGGGCUAACUCUAGAAGAUGGGGCUCACAUGUUAAAAUGUCGCAACUUGAUACUGGAACCAGGGGUCAAUAAAAUAACAUUCAGUACUCAGGCCAAGGAACCUGGUACGUACACCCUCAGGCAACUGUGCACUUCAGUGGGAAAAAUACAGUUUGUCCUUCUUCAUAUUUAUCCAAUAGUGCAGUAUGAUGUCUAUUCUCAGGAGCCCCAGCUAAAAGUGGAACCGACGACUGAUAGCCUUUUGGCUGGCAUUCCACAGAAGGUGAAAUUCACAGUGACUACAGGUCAUUACAGCAUGAAGAGUGGAGAUACUUUGCAGCUCAGUAAUGCUGAUGCCAUGCCUAUUCUGUACAAUCCAGAGAGCAAGGCAGUGAUCUAUUCCAAUACCAGAGAAAAGAUCUCAGAAUCAUCACUAAGAAUUCAGUCUUCUGAAAAGAUUACAAGCAUCAAUUUGCCAGUGGCUCCUGCGUAUCAUGUGAUUGAAUUUGAACUAGAAGUCAUGUAUUUACCAUCAGCCACAGAAUCUGCAGAGGAGGGAGAAAAUACUACAGAUAAAGAAGUUCAGAGAAAAAACAAAGAAAAACAAAAACUGGACAACUGUAUGGCUACUGUUGAUCAAAAAGUAACCAUUGAUUGUCCUUGGUCGAUUUAUUCCACUAUUAUUGCAUUAACAUUCUGCAUACCUUUUAAUGCCAAGCAUUCCUUAUUGUCAGCUGGCAAACGGAAGUAUGUGCAAGUCUGCAUACAGAAUUUGUCAGAACUCUGCUUUCAGCUUUCAGACAAUAACCUAAAAAAUACUGCUGACUGUACAGAUUUGCAGCUGGUACCUCUGAACUCUGAAUCUCAUCAGGUCAUAUAUAGUAAGCAAUCAAUAUUCUUUGUGUGGGAAUUGAAGUGGACAAAAGAGCUUCCUCUCUCCUUGCAGUGCCUGUUUUCAGUCAGCUUUUGUCCAGCUACCUCUGAAAAACAGUCUCUUACCUUGAAGCCGUUCACUUAUGAGUUCCAAGUGGAAAAUUUUUUUACAUUGUACCAUGUGAAAACUGAAAUUUUUCCACCACUGGGGACGGAGUACUGUAAAACAGGCUCACUAUGCUCCUUAGAGGUGUCCAUCACUCGUCUUGUUGACCUCUCAGAGGUUGACAGGGAUGAAGCAUUGACAGAAUCAGAUGGGUAUUGCACAACAAAACUUAUGUAUGAAGUUGUUGACAACAGCAGUAACUGGGCAGUCUGCGGAAAAAGUUCUGGAGUGAUAUCUAUGCCUGUAGCAGCUCAAGCAACUCACAAAGUCCACAUGGAAGUGAUGCCACUGUUUGCUGGAUAUCUACCUUUUCCUGAUGUCAGAUUAUUUAAAUACCUCCCUCAUCAUUCUGCUCACUCCAUGCAACUUGAUGCUGAUAGCUGGAUUGAAAAUGAUAACCUGUCUGUGGACAAGAAUGUGGAUGAUCAAGCUGACAGCAGCAGCAUAAGGAGCAGAGGUAGCUUGCAUUCUGCAGCUAGUGGGGAACACAAAGGUUUGCCAAUGCCCCGUCUGCAAUCCUUUUCAUCUGGUCAGGUCUUCAACUGCAGCACGGGUAUGCAAAUACUUGUCAUUCCCAGCAAGGACGACCAUGUUCUCGAAGUCAAUAUCACGUGACAACUCGGUAUAAGAACAAGGAACAAACAAACAAACAAAAACAUUAGAAACUGGAUAUGAAAGCACUUUAAAGGAUUAUGACCUGAUUAGUCUUUGUUGCAACAUUUUAACGCUAAAGAAACCUAUGGCACUCAACAUUUACUGGCCAUGGAAGCACCAGACAAUUGUAUCAAUUUAAAUGUACAGUGAAGCUUGUGUCAGCUAGUUUAUAUUGCCACUUUAAUAUGUUUUGUGUGAGCUAUUGGGUUUUCUCCCUUCAGUCACAUCCUGCAUCUCAACACAGGGCAACAAAAACAAAAUAAAUCCAAAUAUUUGGACCACUUUUUUAUUUUUGUCUGGCAGCUGAUAGCUUAGUUUAAUGCUUCCUACAUAUUUUAGAGUUAAGGUUUGGGUGACAAAAUUAUCCAAAUCUUGGAAUUUUAUGUAAUUUACAGGCUUUUCCACAUGUGCCACAAGUACAGUAAAGCAUACAACAACUUGUUCAUCAACUUAAUAGUUGCUAUCCUGAUUUUUUUUUUUUCCUCUUUUUUUUCUUUUACAUUGUUAAUUCCUGUCAUUGCAAUCUUAUAUUAAACUUCCAUCAUUUGCAUACUUAAAUGCAUGGAAGCACUACUGCUAUAAACAAUCUUAACAAAAUUCCUUAAUUUUUUUGAGGCUUUCUCCUUCACAGAGUAUACACUGUGAUGUCACAUAUUAUAUGGUUUUAUUUU